Messenger RNA from Didymodactylos carnosus, 1767 nucleotides. The record is from the annotation of a GenBank genome assembly. NCBI's taxonomy places the organism in Eukaryota, Metazoa, Rotifera, Eurotatoria, Philodinida, Philodinidae.
AUGGCCAGUGCAUUAGCUACAAAAAGCCGCCCUUGUUGCCUGUUGUGUAAACAAUUAGGAUUAUUUUCCUAUUCAUCAAUACGUUCAUCGUCGUUAUCAAGCAAAAAGAGCACAGUGACUGUAACCGAUGAUUUUCGAGCAUCUAAACCAAGAGGACAAAUUAAAGGAAUUGAUUUGUUAAGAAAUCCAGCUUUGAACAAAGGAAUGGCAUUUACACUGGAAGAACGGCAACAUAUGGGUAUUCAUGGUCUGUUGCCCUCUGCAGUACUGUCUCAGGAUAUUCAAGCAAUGAGAGUGAUGAUUAAUUUUCACCAUGACUUAGAUCGUUAUUCUGAGCUCAUGAAUUUAUGUGAAAGGAAUGAAAAAUUAUUUUAUCGAGUUAUUGCAGAUAAUUUAGAUGAAUUGUUACCAAUAGUUUAUACACCUACCGUAGGCCUAGCUUGUCAGAAAUAUGGUCUUGUAUUCAAACGGCCAAGAGGUUUAUUCAUUACCAUUCAUGACAAAGGUCAUAUCUACGAUGUGCUUUGCAACUGGACUGACCAACAUGUGAAAGCGAUUGUCGUAACAGAUGGAGAGCGCAUUUUGGGUUUGGGAGAUCUAGGAGCAUCUGGAAUGGGUAUACCAGUAGGGAAAUUACAGUUAUAUACAGCUAUAGCUGGUAUUCCUCCUGAACAUUGCUUACCAAUUAUGCUUGAUGUGGGUACUAACAACGAAGAAAUAUCAAAUAAUCCAUUGUACAUUGGUUUACGACAAAAGCGUGUCACUGGUAAAGAAUACGAUGAAUUUAUGGAUGAAUUCAUGGAUGCUGUUGUACAACGAUUUGGUUGGAAUUGUUUGAUACAAUUUGAAGAUUUUUCUAGUAAUAAUGCGUAUCGUCUAUUGGAAAAAUAUCGACAGAAGUAUUGCACAUUUAACGAUGAUAUUCAAGGUACAGCUGCAGUUGUACUUGCUGGAUUGUUCGGUGCACUACGAAUAACUGGAAAGAAAUUACAUGAAAAUACUUACUUAUUUGUUGGAGCUGGACAGGCUGCAUGUGGGAUAGCUGAUUUGAUUACAACUGCAAUGGUAAAAGAAGGUACAUCAACUGAAGAAGCAAGAAGUAAAAUUUGGAUGUACGAUGUACAUGGUUUAAUUGUUGAAGGACGACCUCAAAGGGAUAUAAAAGGUCCCAAAGCCUCAUAUGUAAAAAAAGGCAAACCAAUUAAAGAUUUAGCAGCUGUCAUUGGACAUGUUAAACCAUCCGUUAUGAUGGGCGCAAGCGGUGUUGCUCGUUUAUUUCAUGAGGGUGUACUUCGAAAAAUGGCACAAAUCAAUGAAAGACCGAUUAUAUUCGCCCUGUCCAAUCCAACGAGUCGAGCAGAGUGUACUGCAAGUCAGGGAAACAACGCUUAUAUUUUUCCUGCUAUUGCACUAGCUGUUGUUGCUUGUUCAGCAAGACAUGUCGAAGAAGAUAUGUUUUUCUUAGCGGCACAGCAUCUUGGAGCCCUGGUGAGUCAAGAGGAUCUUGAUUCUGGACGCGUAUAUCCACCCAUUUCAACCAUACAAGAAGUAACAGUCAAAAUCGCCACUAAACUUGCUGAAUGGUUAUAUGAAACAAAAAGAGCUUGGAACUACCCGGAACCAUUGGAUAAAGAAGCGUUUAUUCGAAUGCAAUUGUACGAUACUUCUUACGAUUACUUUGGACCAAACACUUGGAAAUGGCCCGAAGACGCAACAAAACCACGGAAUGUACCACAAUUGGACGACGAAGCAUGGAUACCAUCUUAA